AUGGCCGCCGCCCUCGACGAGGAAGAUCUUUCGAUCCCUCUCGCUCCCACCGACCGCGACCGUCCACGAGAUCGAGAACGUGAACGUACCAGCAAGGCUACCAGCUCCAACCCCUCCGCGAUGGCAAUGCCUCCGCCCUCGCGCCCGACCGGUCGCCCCGACCCCACGACCCAGUCCCCGGCCACUAUGCGGGAUAUGCAGCGCCUCGAUCAGUAUCAGACUGUCAAGAUACUAGGUGAGGGAUCGUUUGGAAAGGUCAAGCUUGCUAUCCACCAGCCAAGUGGACGGCAAGUGGCCCUGAAGAUCAUCUCACGGCGCAAGCUGCUGUCUCGGGACAUGGUUGGGCGCGUGGAGCGAGAGAUUCAGUAUCUGCAAUUGCUACGACACCCUCACAUCAUUAAAUUAUACACCGUGAUCGCCACCAAAACCGACAUUGUGAUGGUCCUCGAGUACGCCGAACGCGAAUUGUUUGAUUACUUGGUUCGAAAGGGAAAAUGUGGUGAUGAUGAGGCCCGCAAGUUCUUCCAGCAGAUUAUUUGCGCCGUCGAGUAUUGCCAUCGACACAAGAUUGUCCACCGUGAUCUAAAGCCCGAGAACCUGCUCAUCGACAGCACGAAGAGUGUCAAGAUUGCUGAUUUCGGAUUGAGUAACAUUAUGACGGACGGAAAUUUCUUGAAGACUAGCUGCGGAAGUCCGAACUAUGCUGCCCCCGAGGUCAUCUCCGGAAAACUCUAUGCCGGCCCAGAGGUCGAUGUUUGGAGUUGCGGUGUUAUUCUCUACGUGCUUCUGGUGGGCCGCUUGCCUUUUGAUGAUGAUUAUAUUCCCGCUCUCUUCAAAAAGAUCGCUGCUGGCAACUUCCACAUUCCCGGGUACAUUUCGCCUGGAGCAGCCCGGCUCAUUCGCGCCAUGCUUCAGGUCCACCCGGUGCACAGAAUUACCAUUCCAGAGAUUCGACAAGACCCAUGGUUCACCAAGAACCUCCCCAAGUACCUCGAGCCUCCACCGGAGGAGUUCAUUGCUACAGAUGUGGAUCUGAGUAAGAUUGACCCUCGCAAGGUCGGCUCUGGAAAGCCAGUCCCUGUGCAGCACAAGAUUCACCAAAUCGCUGUGUCCAAGCUGGAGCGGAGCAUGGGAUAUGAUCGGGAAGAUAUUGAAGAUGCCCUACGUCACCCGGAGCCUAGUGCGAUCAAGGAUGCCUUUUCGAUUGUCGUUGAAAACGAAAUGAUGCAGACCAAUUCUCCAACCGAUGACAAUAUCUUGGCUCAGAGUGUAUCAUCACCCCCGUCGAAAAUAACCGCACCAGCUCCUGCCCAAAGAGCCCCCGCAGCUCCAAGAUCCCAAGAACAGCCAGCUGCGGCACCUGCCCGAACCCCAAGUGUCUCACGCCGCCCACGACCAGAGGAAACUCAACAAGAUGACACCGACGAAUUUGAGCCCCUGCGUCUCAGCCAUGUCCGAAUUCUGCCUACAAGUUUGCCCUACGUCCACGAUCAGCUCAUGGAGCAACGUGACCGAGAACAGAGAGCUCGUCUCGAAGAGCGCCGACGGGAAGCAGCUCGUGCCGAGGAGGACCGCUCAGGGUCUGAACGCAGAGAACUGACUCCGGAAGAGCAGGCCGCCACAGCUCGUGCAUUGAAGCCUCAUUCUCGCAGUGUCGUCGAUCUGGAUAAGUUGAGAUUUGAACCGCCCAUUGGCCAUCCCAUCACACAACAGCCCAAGAGAUCCCGCAAAUGGCAAUUUGGUAUUCGCUCCCGGAAUCAGCCAUACGAGGCAAUGCUGUACCUUUACCGCGCGAUUGCUGCUCAAGGUGGAGUAUGGGAUAUUCAGCCUGUUGAGUCCGGCACAACCAUUGGGCCCGAUGCGACAUCAGACAAACCCAAGCCUCUGCAAAGCAAAUACCCUGAACUCCCAUCGGACUACUACAUUCCCAAGGAUCCCUGGUUUAUCCGCGCCCGCCUGCUAAAAGAAGGCGUCAAACCCCCCGGAGCAUCAACCAGUGUCUACAACAGCCGCAGCGACCUCGAAGAGCUCCGUCGGCGGUUCAACAUUUCCGGUAUUUCCGCCCCCGCCGAGGACAAGGACAAAGACAUCAAAUCCCCCACAUCCGACAACGGCGGCGUAUCCGCCCCCUCCUCCGCCUCGCAAAAUACCGGCUUACCCAGUAUUUCGCACGGAGUCUGGGUCUUUGUCGAUAUCCAGCUCUACCAACUCGAGGAGAACAACUACAUGGUUGACUUUAAGUGUGAUGGAUACCAAAACGUUAUUCGUGCCCAUGGUGAUACGGAGUGGCACCCGAUCAGCAAGCGCUUCAUGAACAAGGAGAAGGAGGUCACUAGCCCAUACCCAUUCCUUGAUGUGGCAUCGGAUCUUGUGGCACAGCUGGCCGUGGCUAGCUAG
Molecule: messenger RNA, 2397 nt
Organism: Penicillium subrubescens
Lineage: Eukaryota; Fungi; Ascomycota; Eurotiomycetes; Eurotiales; Aspergillaceae
Product: SNF1 family serine/threonine-protein kinase
Exons: 3
Coding region: 1-2397 (798 amino acids)
Biological process (GO): protein phosphorylation; intracellular signal transduction
Cellular component (GO): cytoplasm
Molecular function (GO): ATP binding; protein serine/threonine kinase activity
Source: RefSeq, a predicted model, not a curated record